Rangifer tarandus platyrhynchus (Svalbard reindeer) is the source of this 2250-nucleotide messenger RNA. Lineage: Eukaryota; Metazoa; Chordata; Mammalia; Artiodactyla; Cervidae. The record is from the annotation of a GenBank genome assembly.
AUGGACCCACUGAUGGCUGUCCUUUACUUGCUGCCCCUGUACCCAGGUUUGGCUACAGCUGUGCUUUCCUGCCCCAAGAAUGUGAAUAUCUCUGGGGGCAGUUUCACCCUCAGCAACGGCUGGAGCCCUGGGAGUAUCCUCACCUACUCUUGCCCCCUGGGCCGCUACCCGUACCCGGUGGUGACAAGGCUGUGCAAGAGCAAUGGACAGUGGCAAAUCCCGAGAUCCACUCGGUCGACAAAGGCGAUCUGUAAACCUGUUCGCUGUCCAGCCCCUGUUUCCUUUGAGAACGGUGUGUACACCCCACGGCUGGGGUCCCACCCGGUGGGUGGCAACCUGAGCUUCGAGUGUGAGGAUGGCUUCACUCUGCGGGGCUCAGCUGUGCGACAGUGUCGCCCCAAUGGCAUGUGGGAUGGCGAGACGGCCGUGUGUGACAAUGGUGCCAGCCACUGCCCCAACCCGGGCAUUUCCGUGGGUGCAGUGCGGACCGGCUCUCGCUUCGGCCUUGGGGACAAGGUCAGAUACCGCUGCUCCUCGAAUCUGGUGCUGACAGGGUCUGCGGAGCGCGAGUGCCAGGACGACGGGGUCUGGAGUGGGACGGAGGCCAUCUGCCGGCAGCCCUACUCCUACGACUUUCCUGAGGAUGUGGCCCCCGCCCUGGGCACCUCCUUCUCCCACUUACUUGCAACCACCAAUCCCAUCCAGCAGAAGACAGAAAACUUGGGUCGCAAAAUACAAAUCCAGCGUUCCGGUCAUCUGAACCUCUACCUGCUCCUGGACGCCUCUCAGAGUGUGUCCAAAGAUGACUUUGAAAUCUUCAAGGACAGCGCCUCCCGCAUGGUGGACAGGAUCUUCAGCUUUGAGAUCAAGGUUAGUGUUGCCAUCAUCACUUUUGCAUCAAAACCCAAAAUCAUCAUGUCUGUCUUGGAUGACAGAUCCCGGGAUGUGACUGAAGUGGAGAACAGUCUGAGAAAUAUCAACUAUAAAGACCAUGAAAAUGGAACUGGGACCAACAUCUACGAGGCCCUCCAUGGUGUCUAUAUAAUGAUGAAUAACCAAAUGAAUCGGCUCCAUAUGAACCCAGUGGCCUGGUGGGAGAUCCGACAUGCCAUCAUCCUUCUGACAGACGGAAAGUCCAACAUGGGCGGCUCUCCCAAGGUGGCUGUUGACAAUAUCAAAAAGGUCUUGAACAUCAACCAGAAGAGGAAAGAUUAUCUGGACAUCUAUGCCAUCGGUGUGGGCAGCCUAGAUGUGGAUUGGAAAGAGCUGAAUAACCUGGGGUCCAAGAAGGAUGGCGAGAGGCAUGCCUUCAUUCUGAAGGAUGUGCAGGCGCUGAGCCAGGUCUUCGAGCACAUGCUGGAUGUCUCCCAGCUCACAGACCCCAUCUGUGGGGUGGGGAACAUGUCUGCCAAUGCCUCCGCCCAGGAGAGGACACCCUGGCACGUUACCUUUAAGCCCAGGAGCCAGGAGACCUGCCGGGGGGCCCUUGUCUCUGACCAGUGGGUCCUGACAGCCGCUCACUGCUUCCGCAAUGCCGAGGACAGCACACUGUGGAGGGUCAGUGUGGGGGAUCCCAACUUUCAGGGGGGCAAAGAAUUCCAAAUUGAGAAGGCAGUGAUCUCCCCGGGGUUCAAUGUCUUUUCCAAGAAGAAUCAGGGAAUCCCGGAGUUCUAUGGCGAUGACAUCGCUCUGCUAAAGCUGACCCAGAAAGUGAAGAUGUCCAGCCAUGCCAGGCCCAUCUGCCUCCCCUGCACAGUGGGGGCCAACUUGGCUCUGCGGAGACUCCCAGGCAGUACCUGCCGAGACCACGAGAUGGAGCUUCUGAACCAAGUGAGCAUUCCUGCUCAUUUUGUGGCUUUGAAUGGGGAUAAGCUGAACGUUAACCUCAAGACAGGGUCAGAGUGGACAAACUGUGUCAAGGUCGUCUCUGAAGACAAAACCACGUUCCCCAACCUGACAGAUGUCAGAGAGGUGGUGACAGACCAAUUCCUAUGCAGUGGGACCCAGGGGGAUGACAGUCCCUGCAAGGGAGAAUCCGGGGGAGCAGUUUUCCUUGAGCGGAGACUCAGGUUUUUUCAGGUGGGCCUGGUGAGCUGGGGUCUCUACAACCCCUGUGGCAGCUCCAGUAAGAACUCCCGCAAACCUGCGACCCGUGGCAAGGUUCCGCGAGAUUUCCACAUCAACCUCUUCCGCCUGCAGCCCUGGCUCAGGCAGCAUCUAGAGGGCAUUCUGAACUUUGUGCCCCUCUAA